AAGCGCUUACACUCCCGCGUUUAGUUCGCGUUUACCUUGUGUGUUCUCGGAUCAGUCAGACUCGCGCUUCUGAGUCGUCAGCAACGACUCUCUACCGAUCCUUGCUGAUCAGGAGUCGCCGAGGAUUUUCAAUUUUCUUCUCCGAUCUACUUCGAUCUGCGCGCAAGCGUCAGAUUGUUUGGCAUUUUUACGAUUGUUCGAAACGCGCUACAGCCGCCACCGGAUACUCGUCGAGGAAACUGGCUCGUCGUUCCGAUACCAGAGGGUCCUGACCUGACAGACGCUGCGAUCACGAAAAGGAUGCGAACCCAUCGGAGUUUGGUGUGCCUGCUGUUCGUCCAGGUCCUGUCGAUCGUGAACGGUAUACCGGACUUUUCGGGACUGCCGAGGGGGCCUUACUGCGCCGACAGGUACCCGGCUUUCGGAUGCUGCACCGGACGGCAGGACGAGUGCAGCGCGCCGAUCCUCACCACCACCUGCUACUGCGACGAUUUCUGCGAUCGACGCGGAGAGGAGGAUUGUUGUCCGGAUUAUUGGAGCCACUGCAGAGGAAUCGACAAUUAUCCGACGACGCAGCAGCCGCCGCGGACGUCGCCGCCGGAACCUAAAAGAAGAUGCUACUUCGAGGGAAAGUACUACAACUAUGGGCAAUCGUUCAAGCGGAACUGCAACACGUGCAAUUGCACCUCGGUGGGCUCGCGGGCGGAAGUGGUCUGCGAGCAGAAUCGAUGCUUGCAGGAGCGUGAUCUGAUAGAGAUGAUCAAUUACGAGACGCCUGUUCUCGGUUGGAGGGCGAGAAACUAUUCGGAGUUCGCGGGGAGGACGCUCAGGGAAGGCAUGCAGCUUCGUUUAGGUACUCUGAAUCCGUCGCAGUCGGUCUACAAGAUGUACUCCGUUCCGCGGAUCUACGAUCCGCAAUCGCUGCCACGAGAAUUCGAUGCCAGAUCCCGUUGGCCCUUCUACAUAUCCGGCGUCGCGGAUCAAGGAUGGUGCGGCGCUUCCUGGGCAAUUUCGAGCGCGGACGUCGCCUCCGACAGAUUCUCUAUAAUGAGCAUGGGAGUGGAGGACGUGGAGCUGAGCGCGCAACACUUGCUCUCUUGCAACAACAGAGGCCAACGGGGCUGCGACGGUGGCUACUUGGACCGAGCCUGGAUGUUCAUGAGGAAGUUUGGGUUGGUCGAGGAACAGUGCUACCCGUGGACAGGAACGAGCGAACAGUGCAAACUCCGAAAGAGGACCGAUCUGAAGACCGCCGGCUGUAUGGUUCCGUCUAAUCCGUUACGCACGGAGUUGUACAAAGUCGGACCCGCGUACCGUUUGGGCAACGAGACCGACAUCAUGCAGGAGAUCCUGACUUCCGGACCCGUCCAGGCCACGUUCAGGGUUUACCAAGAUUUCUUCUCGUACGAGUCGGGAGUCUACAGACACUCCCCGUUCGGGGAGCGGGAUGAGUCGGACGAGCCCGCUUAUCAUUCGGUAAGGAUAAUCGGAUGGGGAGAAGAAGAAUCUAGUCAUGGUCCGCCGUUGAAGUACUGGCUGGUGGCAAACUCGUGGGGUCGUCAAUGGGGCGAAGAGGGUCUAUUCCGUAUCCAAAGGGACACGAACGAAUGCGAGAUCGAAUCUUUCGUCCUGGCGGUGUGGGCGAAAACGGCCUUGCCUCUAGGCUCCAGAGGUUUGCCCCUCUAGGAUCCCCGACUUCAGAGUCUAUGCACGGGCAACUCUGCAGCAGACAGUGCAUUUAUAAAGUCUCCGUCGAUUCGUCGUCCAUCAUCGCAACCGUUCGCAACCGUUCGCAACCGUUCGGGACAAGUCCAAAGCACAAACGGUCGUCGUCGUUCCGACAGAGGUUGCGAUGCCAUCGGUUUUUCCGAGGUGGUACACGCGAUACAGGAAAUAAAAAAGAAACAACAUCGUGACGGUGGACGUCUCUUUCUUUUUUUUUUUUUUAAGCGAGAUCUAUUAUAAAUCUUCUCUUCUGUCAUGUUCGUUGCCGAGGAACGUACACGGAUGUACUAAGCCGCUGGACGAAGGUCUGCCACGUAUCGAGCUUCGAACGUCCAAGACGACAGGAGCUAGGACGCCUUUAUUCCUAAGUGCAGAUCAUAAGUUCAAUACAGUGAGCGUAAUUGUAACCGUAAUCGCAACCGUGAUUGUCACCGCAACCACUGCCUUCGUCUAAUUAAUAAUAAUCGUGCGUACGCGAUACGUACCUGCACAACACAUGUAUUUUUAAGUAUCGUUAGUUUCUCGAGUCAAACGACGACGCUGCGUCGCGCGCUUCUGCAGUGUGGACUGUACACUUCCAGCUUGUCCUUCGGCGUGUUCAUCGCGGCGUAAUCGAUUGGGAACGGCGCGUUAUUGCCGCGGAUUAUGCAGGAGUCCGUCAAACCGAGGAAAUGUUCUCCAGGACCGAAUGGACCUCGACCGAACAGAAAAUUGGCGAACACGAGCUGAUACUGCGGCCAACCCAGAGGAUGAUCUCCGUUCUGCGAACGGAACAAAGCAUUCUCCUCUAUCUCGAGCGUUUCUUUGUUCUACAGUCUACAGACGACAGCGUCCUAUUGUAUCUGUCGCACGCAUCGCGACCGUCUAAUCGUGCCGCAUACGAAUGCAAAUACAAAUAUAAAUAGAAAUAAACGGCAAUGAAUAAAGUAUGAUCCAAGGCG
This is a messenger RNA of Megalopta genalis, 2666 nucleotides long. RefSeq names its product putative peptidase C1-like protein F26E4.3. Gene Ontology annotation, molecular function: cysteine-type peptidase activity. Gene Ontology annotation, biological process: proteolysis. The record is from RefSeq and is a predicted model, not a curated record. NCBI's taxonomy places the organism in Eukaryota, Metazoa, Arthropoda, Insecta, Hymenoptera, Halictidae.